Messenger RNA from Sphaeroforma arctica JP610, 1953 nucleotides. RefSeq lists its product as hypothetical. The transcript has 12 exons. Gene Ontology annotation, molecular function: ADP binding. Lineage: Eukaryota; Ichthyosporea; Ichthyophonida. Bases 1 to 1953 code for a protein of 650 amino acids. The record is from RefSeq and is a predicted model, not a curated record.
AUGGGGGACCGUCUACAGUUUCUACAUCAGUGUCGCGAAGAACUGGGAAAAUUCGCGCCAUUUGUUGCGUACGAACCUACCGAUAAGAAUAUGAAACGACUCAAGCUCAAUACUAAGCACUUCUUCUCGCUCAGAGGUGGUUUUAAUGAGGAUGCGAAAACAGAGAGCGCCCAGCAAGCCAUCAAUAAAUUGAACUCGCUAAAGAUGUUCUUCGAUCAAUUCCCUUCGAUGCGCGUGCCCACCACACAACUGGGCAAACCCGAAUCGAAAAGGAUGAAGAGUGAGCCCGCUGAUAAGGGGGCAGGCACUGCUGCGUUUACAAAGGCUAGCGACCAAAUCACACAGCAACCGCUGCAGCUGCUUGUGUUUGACAUUACAAAUCAGGAAUUCGAACAGUUCUUCCCGCGAUGGGAUACAAAUGAAAUACCUUUGGAGCCCUUUGUCCUGGAGGCUAGCUCCAGUAUUGGACAAUUACAGAGUCAAUUGAUGGCCGAUAGAGCUCCGUCCGUACAAGAUGAACCCAUUGAAAUUAAUAUACACACCAUCAGCAAACGACUGCAAAGCGGCCUUUUCUGUACCACAACUACUCCACUGGGUGGACUUACUGAGAUUCGGAAGAGUAAUCAGAACGGGAUUGUGUGUUUACCUAUCCGAUCAAAGCGACCCCAGAUGGUCACUUUCAGACACAGAGAAUUGGAUUUUCAACAAGUGUGCAAGUACUUUGACAGCCAUACCUGUGGUGGCGUGGUGUUGCUGACCGGCAUGGCGGGUGUGGGCAAGACUGUGUUCUGUGCACGCUACCUGUGGGAACUCUUUGAGCGCGAGCGCAAUGGAAACGCGGCAGCGUAUCGGGUGACGCUGUGGCUGGACUGUUCGGGUUUGACCACGCGCACAGAGUGCGAGACGGCCUUUGCUGGAUUCGCUAGUCCGGCCUAUCUGGAACUGCAGACUCCCGAUGAUGCGAGCAAUGCGCAGAUCAUCGAACACAUCCUGUACAAGUGGUUCUUCGCGAACAAAGGUCAAUGGCUCAUAGUCGUCGACAAUGUGAAUGCCAUAGGUGCUGAGCAUAUCUUCGAUUUGCUGCACCCUAUCAGCAGUAGUGGCAGUGUUCUGGUGUCUAGUCGAUGGAAUGAGAUCAGCCUGAAUGGCAAUGGUAAGGAUCUAAAGUUGAAGUUGGAUGUGGUGGCCUUGGACUCUGCGGUAGAGUUCUUGGUCACGCGCUCUGGGAUGUCCGAGCAGGCGGCACAAACUCAGCUGUCGGAUAUCGAAGGGGUCGCCGAAAAACUGGGUAGACUACCCCAGGCGCUGGAUAUUGUGGGCGAACGUUUGCGCGGCUCAGUGCAGACAUUCAGCGAUUUCAAUAAGUCUCUACAACACACCGGUUCGCUGAAAAGUGUCCUCAGCUCACUAUCCCCCACUGGGGCGCAAUCGCUUCUGAGUACAUUCAGGCAAAUUGCCUACUCUAUCCCAGAAGGGCCCUCUACGGAAUUGCUGAAUAUCAUCGCCUAUCUACCGUCCAUUCACAUCCCAAUUGCCAUCUUCACUGGUUUUGAACAUGCGCGACACGACUUCCCAAAACAGGUCAAGGUGGCCUUCCCUAAUACCGAACUAUACCGUGCACUCGAAGGCCAACCGCAAGCUAUCCAUUCGAUCAUUGCGCCGUUGUUGAACUCCGCUGUUGUUAACAAAUUGACCGAAGCGACGGGUGUGCUCGGAAUGCACCCGGUGGUACAAGAGAUUCUCCGCGAGCUUAUGAAACCGGAGGAGUGUGUCAAAUAUCGGUCAGCCGCGGUGGAGUUGUUGUACUCGGCACUGUGUGUAGAGCGCAACGACGACGACAGCAUGUACUCACUGGGAAUUGAUGCGUUGAUUCCCCAUGUGUGGGAUGUGCUCAGCAACAGUAGCAGUGUGCAGGUGAGUGUAUCCGCGGGUGCACCGCCUACUUUAGAGUAG